AUGGCCCGGCGCGAAGCGGCGGCCGCCCCCGGCCUCUGCCUGCUGCUGCUGCUGCUCCGCGGUGGGGGGCUCUUCCCCCCCGCCGCCGCGCAGCCGCCGCCGCCGCCGCAGCGCGGGAGCGUGUGGUGCCCCAGCCGCUGCCUCUGCUUCCGCACCACGGUGCGCUGCAUGCAUCUGAUGCUGGAGAGCGUCCCCGCCGUGUCCCCCCAGACCACCAUCCUAGACCUAAGAUUUAAUAGGAUUAAAGAAAUCCAGCCUGGAGAGUUUAGACGGCUUAAAAACCUGAACACACUGCUUCUAAACAACAAUCAAAUCAAAAGAAUUCCUAGUGGGGCAUUUGAAGAUCUUGAAAAUCUGAAAUACCUCUAUUUGUACAAGAAUGAAAUCCAGUCAAUUGACAGGCAAGCAUUUAAAGGACUUGCCUCUCUAGAACAACUGUAUCUGCACUUUAAUCAAAUAGAAACGUUGGAACCUGAAUCCUUUACUCAUCUUCCAAAACUUGAAAGGCUGUUUUUGCAUAACAACAGAAUAGCUCAUUUGAUUCCUGGAACAUUUAGUCACUUAGAAUCUAUGAAGAGACUGCGUUUGGACUCGAACGCUCUUCACUGCGACUGUGAAAUCCUGUGGCUGGCGGAGCUUCUGAAGACGUACGCGGAGUCAGGAAAUGCUCAGGCAGCAGCUACCUGUGAGUAUCCACGAAGGAUCCAGGGAAGAUCAGUGGCCACGAUAACACCAGAAGAACUGAACUGUGAGAGGCCAAGAAUUACGUCAGAGCCUCAGGAUGUGGAUGUUACCUCAGGGAAUACGGUGUACUUCACUUGCAGGGCUGAAGGCAAUCCUAAACCAGAAAUUAUCUGGCUUCGAAACAAUAAUGAACUCAGUAUGAAAGAAGAUUCCCGUCUAAACUUGCUAGAUGAUGGCACGUUGAUGAUUCAGAAUACUCAAGAAACAGACCAAGGCAUUUACCAAUGUAUGGCAAAAAAUGUUGCUGGAGAAGUGAAAACUCAGGAAGUUACUCUUAGAUACUUUGAGUCACCAGCCCGGCCAAGUUUUGUGAUUCACCCACAAAAUACUGAAGUGCUGGUUGGAGAGAGUGUUACCUUGGAGUGCAGUGCAACUGGGCACCCUCAGCCACGAAUUACCUGGACCAAAGGCGACAGAACCCCUCUACCAAAUGACCCUCGCAUCACAAUAACUCCAUCAGGAGGACUUUAUAUACAAAAUGUAAAGCAGGAGGACAGUGGCGAGUACACCUGUUUUGCAACUAACAGCAUAGAUAACAUCCAUGCAACGGCAUACAUCAUAGUCCAAGCUCUACCUCAGUUUACUGUCACUCCACAAGACAAAACAGUGAUUGAGGGACAAACCGUUGACUUCCCUUGUGAAGCUCAAGGUUAUCCCCAGCCUGUUAUUGCCUGGACUAAAGGAGGAGGCCAGUUGUCUGUUGACAGAAGACACUUAGUUCUAUCCUCUGGAACGCUGAGGAUUUCCAGGGUUGCUCUGCAUGACCAGGGACAGUAUGAAUGCCAAGCUGUCAACAUUAUUGGAUCUCAGCGGAUCGUUGUAUACCUGACUGUUCAGCCUAGAGUGACUCCUGUAUUUGCCAGUGUUCCCAGUGACAUGACAGUGGAGGUGGGCACAAAUGUGCAGAUCCCAUGCAGUGCUCAAGGAGAGCCAGAGCCAGUCAUUACAUGGAAUAAGGAUGGAGUACAGGUAACUGAGAGUGGAAAAUUUCAUGUUAGUCCAGAGGGAUUUCUCACCAUUCGCGAUGUUGGCACAGCCGAUGAAGGUCGCUAUGAAUGUGUUGCCCGCAACACCAUAGGAUACUCCUCUGUUAGUAUGGUGCUUAGUGUAAAUGUUCCUAAUGUCAGCCGCAAUGGAGAUCCGUUUGUACAAACGUCAAUUGUGGAAGCAAUUGCAACUGUUGACAGAGCAAUAAAUUCAACACGUACACAUCUGUUUGACAGUCGUCCUCGUUCACCAAAUGAUUUGCUAGCCUUAUUUCGAUACCCAAGGGACCCAUACACUGUUGAGCAAGCAAGAGCUGGGGAAAUAUUUGAAAGGACCUUACAGCUUAUUCAAGAUCAUGUACAAGAUGGUCUAAUGGUUGACCUGAAUGGAACAAGUUAUCACUAUAAUGACCUUGUAUCCCCACAGUACUUGAAUCUGAUAGCCAAUCUCUCAGGCUGCACAGCCCAUCGACGAGUGAACAAUUGCUCAGAUAUGUGCUUUCACCAGAAGUACAGGACACACGAUGGAACAUGCAACAACCUUCAGCAUCCCAUGUGGGGCGCUUCUCUGACAGCUUUUGAACGUCUGUUAAAGUCAGUCUAUGAGAAUGGAUUUAAUUUGCCUCGGGGAAUUGAACCCAGAAGACUCUCUAAUGGCUAUGCACUCCCAAUGCCUCGCUUGGUUUCAACUACUCUGAUCGGGACGGAAACCGUAACUCCUGACGACCAGUACACUCACAUGCUCAUGCAGUGGGGUCAGUUUCUUGACCACGACCUUGACCUCACCGUGGCUGCGCUAAGUGAGGCCAGGUUUUCAGAUGGUCAGCAUUGCAGUUCCGUUUGCACAAAUGAUCCUCCAUGCUUUUCAAUCAUGAUACCGCCAAAUGAUCCCAGAGUCAGAAAUGGUGCACGAUGCAUGUUUUUCGUACGCUCCAGCCCAGUUUGUGGAAGCGGGAUGACAUCUCUCCUGAUGAAUUCUGUGUAUCCACGAGAACAGAUCAACCAGCUGACUUCUUACAUUGAUGCGUCCAAUGUGUACGGCAGUUCAGACCAUGAAGCACUAGAAAUCAGAGACUUGGCAAGUCAAAGGGGUCUUCUGAGGCAGGGCAUUGUACAGAGAUCUGGCAAGCCCCUUCUUCCAUUUGCCACUGGCCCACCAACAGAAUGUAUGAGAGAUGAAAAUGAGAGCCCAAUACCCUGCUUCUUAGCUGGUGAUCAGCGCUCUAAUGAACAGCUGGGUCUUACCAGCAUCCACACGUUGUGGUUUAGAGAACACAACAGAAUUGCCACAGAGCUACUGAAACUCAAUCCACACUGGGACGGUGACACAAUAUAUCAUGAAACACGCAAAAUUGUUGGUGCAGAAAUGCAACACAUAACAUUUAGCCACUGGCUCCCUAAGAUCUUUGGAGAGGUAGGCAUGAAGAUGCUUGGCGAAUAUAAGGGUUAUGAUCCCAGUGUUAAUUCUGGCAUAACUAAUGAGUUUGCAACUGCCGCUUUUAGGUUUGGUCACACACUCAUUAAUCCUUUUCUGUAUCGACUGGAUGAAAACUUUGAACCUAUUCCACAAGGCCAUCUACCUCUUCAUAAGGCAUUCUUCUCUCCAUUUCGGAUUGUAAAUGAAGGAGGCAUUGAUCCACUUCUAAGGGGAUUUUUUGGUGUUGCUGGUAAGAUGCGUGUCCCGUCACAAUUACUCAAUACAGAAUUAACAGAAAGACUCUUCUCCAUGGCACGUACUGUGGCUUUAGAUCUGGCAGCUAUGAAUAUUCAGAGAGGCAGAGAUCAUGGAAUUCCUCCCUACCAUGAUUUUAGAGUUUACUGUAACCUUUCUUCAGCUCAGACUUUUGAAGAUCUGAAAAAUGAAAUUAAGAAUCCUGAAAUCAGGGAGAAACUUAGCAGGUUGUAUGGCUCCCCACUGAACAUAGACCUAUUUCCUGCUCUCAUGGUGGAAGAUUUAGUUCCAGGAACUCGACUGGGGCCAACUUUGAUGUGUCUGUUAAGCACACAGUUCAGGCGUAUUCGGGAUGGAGACAGGUUGUGGUAUGAAAACCCAGGUGUGUUCACACCUGCUCAGCUCACUCAGAUCAAGCAGACAUCUCUUGCCAGAGUUUUGUGUGACAAUGGUGACAACAUAACCAGGGUACAACAUGAUGUCUUUAAGGUGGCUGAAUUCCCACAUGGAUAUAGUAGCUGUGAAGAUAUUCCUAAACUGGACCUCAGGAUGUGGCAAGAUUGCUGUGAAGACUGUAGAACCAGAGGACAGUUUAAUGCAUUUUCAUAUCACUUUCGGGGGAGACGUUCUCUUGACUACAGCUUUCAGGAGGACAAGCCCCUGAAGAAAAUGAAAAUGUCCAAAUCAGUAAGUUCUGUGAAAAAGAAUAAAUAUUUUCGUAAUGCCACAUCCGCAUCUAAUGAAAACAGAAAUGUACCUGCAGUGAAUGACUUCAAAGAAUUUGUUUUGGAAAUGCAAAAAACUAUAUCAAGCCUCAGAAAUCAGAUAAAAAAACUUGAAUCUCGCCUCAGUAAUUCUGAUUGCACUGAUGAAGAGGGUAAAUCAUAUUCCAGCAAUGAAACCUGGAAAAGGGACCCAUGUACUGUGUGUGAAUGCAAAGUUGGUCAGAUUACCUGUUUUGUAGAAUCGUGCCCGCCAGCUGACUGCGAAGCACCUGUGAAGGGUAAAGGAGAUUGCUGUCCAGUCUGCUUACAACAAAAUACUAAUAAAAAGAAGCCAUAAGUCUACUUUUUUAAGAAUUUAGGGUGCAUACUCCUCAAAUCAUAUCAAUGCCUGCUGAUGGCAAAAACAGGUAACUGCAGUCCUAACAACAGCAAGAAAUCAAGAUUUACAAUAUUCUAAUGGUGCUGCAACAGUAUAACAUAAUGUAUCAUUUUAUUUUCUGCCCAUGAAGGUAAAUCACAAUGCAAAAAUUAACAAAAGGGAAAAUAGCAGACAGGUCAAAGUUAACUGUGUGUUAUACUUCUCAGGUUAGACAAACUCGAACUGGUGCUACUUUAAAAUAACACUGUCAGGUAGUUUUAGGUACCCAAAAGUACUGGGUUUAGGAUUUACUCUAAAAUGAACACUUUUUUUUUCCUAUCUUUACUUAGUAAAAUUAAAAGUUUACUGUCCCUUUCUAGUACCAGUCUGUCUUGAUACUUAACUUUUUGCUGUUAUUUAGUAAAAUGCCAGGAAAAAGAAAACACAAGGUCACUGCGCCCGAAGCAAUGCCAUGCCAGGCCAGGUUUCUGCAAACAUCAAUGCAUAGAAAUUCCGUUAAAUCACACUAUCACUUCAGGGCCUGGACCAGCAAGGAAAUAAAGAAAGCUACUUGACACCUUUCAACAACCUUUCCUUAAUUUAAGGAGCAAAAUUAAACAAAUUUUCUAUGCAAUAAAAGCUAGAAUUAGUAAGGAAAUAUAAAUAACUGUAAUUGGAAGGAAGCAAAAGCAACUGAAUGUGUAUUAUAGAUGUAAUUGACAGUGUUCCUCAUUCUAGGGAAACAUGCAUGACAGAGUAGCAUUUGAUCUUAAAAAUUAGCAUAAUCCUUUUUGUCAAAAUAUUUGUAAUUGCUUGACAGCAUUUUUUUGUUUGUUUGUUUCAUUUGUUUUAAAUUUUUGUAACAUAACCAUCCAGGUCAGCUUGAAAACAUGCUUCUCUUGAUCUCAGAUCAGCUCAUGUAAUUGUAUGGCCCUGUUCUGAAAAUGUGAAAAGAUGUCACAUUUUGUAUACAAAGUUCCUACUGAUUCAUUGCGCAUACUGUCGGUAGACAUAUGUAUGUUCCUGAUUAUAUUGUGGCACUGUUGAAAAAAACCAAAAAUCAAAAUCAAGCGGCAUGAUUAAUUGUGGAUUGACUACUUUUUCUGACAAGGUAUUUGAUAUCUUUUUUUUUUAUUUCAAUUUCAUCUAAUGAAUUUUUACCUUUGAUGAAUACCUUCAGUUUCAUCUAAUGUAUAUUUACCUUAAUAUUUUUAUCAUUUUUGUCAAAAAUGGUCCAUCAAUGGACUUAUCUCCCAUUUAAAUGUUUAACAUUAUAGAGUAUAUGUCUACACUAGCAUUUCAAAAUUGUGUAUUUUUUAGGAUGCCAACUGUGUAUUUUUGACCAGGAAUUAUAUUGAGUGAAGGACAACUACCAUACCUCAUUUUACAGGUUGUUUGUUUUUUUUUUUUUCUGUUUAUUCAGUAUUGAUUAUUUCCCUGAAUACUCAAUUUGUUAGAGCUUAUUGCCCUGUCCUUUAAUCCUAGGUCAGGACUCUCUAGAACCAGACCUACUUAUAUGGUUCACUGACUUCUGAGUUCAAGCAUUUAAAUUCAAGGGACAGGGAUUGGGGUAUCAAAGAAAUCUGCACAGAAUUAAACCUUCAUAUGUUAAGCAUUUCAGAUUAUGCAAACAGACUGAGUACUUAAUUAUUGCAUGGUAGGACAAAUACCUGUCUAAUAACUAACCUAGCACAGCAAUAUGAAAUCCACUAUCACAUUUUGGCACAUAAUUUCUCUGAUUACUAACAUUAAUAAUUUCUAAUUUGAUAAACUGUUACCAUAACACACAUUCAAACUUUGGUGUAACUUUAAAGCUUACUACAGAGGCUUUGUUUCAUACUAUAGUAGAAGCAGUAUGUACAUGUGAGUGCUGUGUUAAAGGUUUGUGGUACACGUGGAAUUGCAAUUUAUAUUCUUAAGAAUAUUUUAAUUGAUUUUAUAUACAAUGUUUUGAUUUACGUAAUAUCCUUUGUUAAUACUUCUAGAAAUUGUGUGGCGAGCAUGUUUGAGUAUCAUAUGGUUCCUAAAGAUUGUCAUUCCUGUAUUUCUUUGAUACUCUGUGUUUUGUUGACUUUUCUUGAGAGUCCAAACCACAUGUCUCGUCCUGUAAUUCCAACUCAGAUGGAACUCCCAUUGACCUAUAGCAGAAAUUCCUCAAAGAGGAAGGGUUGCAGAGCUAAACCAAAUACAAUUUAACUGCCCAAACGUUUAAAUAAGGCAGUAAUACAUCCAGCUGGUUACUACUUGCAUUCUUUAAAUAAACUUUCUCAAGGUUUCCGCUUAUAGGAGAAGAGUUUCCAUUUUAUACAUUAUAAAAUAGUACCUUAUAUCUGAUUGUUCCUUUUCUCCAGCCUCCAGAGUAAAGUGGGAGGUUUUCUUCAUUGUUCACUGUUUAUUCAUAUGGUAUAUAAAAGGAGCUUAGGAGUCCGGAUAUGCUUAACAAGUGUAACAAGUCUAAUAUUGAGUUAUUUUCCACCAUCCAUCUGUUUAUAAACCAGGAAAAACAGGUCUUUAUCCACAGUCUAAAAUGUAAUCAGUCAUGGAUUGUACUAGUUCAGUUUUGUUGCAGUGUCUCUAGAAUCAGUGUUGAUUUUAACAUUUCUGAAACAGUGGCCAAUUUUUAGAUGACCAUUUCCUCAGUAUCCACUGUGAGAAUAUUGCUGUAAUAUGAUGCAAAUUUUACAUAUUUAUUUUUUUAAUGUUACCUAAAACAAAGUUGUUGUUGUUGUUAUUUUAACCAGUAAAUUUACCAAAGAACUGUUUGCAC
Molecule: messenger RNA, 7252 nt
Organism: Hirundo rustica (Barn swallow)
Lineage: Eukaryota; Metazoa; Chordata; Aves; Passeriformes; Hirundinidae
Gene: PXDN
Product: peroxidasin
Exons: 23
Coding region: 1-4464 (1487 amino acids)
Biological process (GO): response to oxidative stress
Molecular function (GO): protein binding; heme binding; peroxidase activity
Source: RefSeq, a predicted model, not a curated record